AUGUCUGCGUUGAAUCUUUCCAAGAAUCCGAUAUACGACCAUUGCUUUUCUCAAGAUAGAAAAACUGUCGCCAUCACCAAAGAAAAUGAUGUUUUGUUGUUCGAUGUUUCCGGUGCUAAGCCAUCUCUCAUCACUACCUUAACACACCAUGACAAACCAGUUACUGCGGUAGACAUCUCCUCUGACGGAAAGAUUGUUACAUGCUCUCAGGAUAGAAACGCCCUUGUAUGGGAGCCUUCCGGUGAUGGAAAGACAUAUAAACCGACUUUGGUAUUGUUGCGAAUUAACAGAGCCGCUACGUGUGCAAGAUGGGCCCCCAACGGGAAAAAGUUUGCAGUAGGAUCAAGUGAUAGAGUGGUUGCUAUAUGCUACUAUGAGGCAGAAAAUGAUUGGUGGAUUUCAAAGCAUCUAAAGAAACCUUUGCGUUCCACCAUCUUAUCCGUAGAUUGGCACCCAAAUAAUGUUCUUUUGGCCUGUGGCUCUGCUGAUGGACACGUAAGAGUGUUUUCUACAUACAUCAAAUCUGUGGAUUCGAAGCCUGACCCCUCGGUGUGGGGUGAACGCCUACCCUUUCAAACAUUAUGUGCCGAUUAUAUCAGUAACUCUGGGGGUAGUUGGAUUCAUGACGUCUCCUUUUCACCAGGCGCUGAGUUUUUGGCAUUUGUGUCACAUGAUGGGAACGUGAAUAUUGUUUAUCCUUCUCCUCCUGUCGGCUCUGAACCUGGCGUGCCUGCUGCCUAUUUUGAAGUCAGAACCCGUCAUUUACCAUUCAAAUCGCUCACGUUCAUCAAUGACAAUAAACUGGUGGCUGGUGGAUUUGAUGCCCACCCAGUAGUAUUUGAGGGUUCUGAGCAAGGCUGGCAGCUCACCAAGUCCAUUGAUGAUCCAACGGAAGCAAAGAAACAUGUCCAGGAGGAGCAGUCUGCCAUUGAUCUUUUCAAAUCAAUGGAUUUGAAGGGUAAAUCAGGUUCUAAGUUUUCGGAGUCUCUUCCUACCAUUCACCAAAAUUCAAUCACCAAAGUAAAACUCUACAGUCCAAACUCAAUAUCCACCUCAGGCAAUGAUGGUAAAGUUGUUGUCUUCAAAGUUUAG
Molecule: messenger RNA, 1092 nt
Organism: Komagataella phaffii GS115
Lineage: Eukaryota; Fungi; Ascomycota; Pichiomycetes; Pichiales; Pichiaceae
Product: Subunit of the ARP2/3 complex
Exons: 1
Coding region: 1-1092 (363 amino acids)
Biological process (GO): Arp2/3 complex-mediated actin nucleation
Cellular component (GO): Arp2/3 protein complex; actin cytoskeleton
Molecular function (GO): actin filament binding
Source: RefSeq, a predicted model, not a curated record